This is a messenger RNA of Malassezia sympodialis ATCC 42132, 1470 nucleotides long. RefSeq lists its product as uncharacterized. Gene Ontology annotation, biological process: microtubule-based movement; microtubule cytoskeleton organization. The record is from RefSeq and is a predicted model, not a curated record. Gene Ontology annotation, cellular component: meiotic spindle pole body; cytoplasmic dynein complex. Lineage: Eukaryota; Fungi; Basidiomycota; Malasseziomycetes; Malasseziales; Malasseziaceae. The transcript has 2 exons. Gene Ontology annotation, molecular function: dynein heavy chain binding. The coding region runs from base 1 to 1470 and encodes 489 amino acids.
AUGGCCAAGGACGUGUGGGGCAGCCUGCUGCGCGGUGCGCGCGCACGGUAUGCCUUUGUGUCCAAGACGCUCGUCAUACUGGGUACGUGGAGAUGGCUAAUAGCAGGCGAGCCUGGGAGUGGCAAGUCGACGCUCGUGCGCCAGCUGGCUGGCAGUGCGGACGCGCGCGCGUCGGUGCCGAAAGAGUCGUCAGGGCCCCUGGGCUUUGGGUUCCUGGAGCUGAAUGAGGAUCCACAUGCGGAAGGUAUGCACGAUGACUCACACUCAGAGCGCCUUCGAACGGGCGUGUACACGGUGCACUCGGCGGACGCGUCGGUCACGGCGACACUGCCCUAUGCCUUUCCGCCUGUGGAGAUGGCGGCCGACGCGACUGCCGUGGCUGCUUUGCGCCGGCUGCGCGAGUCCCUCUUUGUGAUUGCGCUCGAUGCGAGCCAGCCGUGGGCCAUGGUGCCGCAGCUCGUUGCUUGGCUCGCCCUGCUUCAGCGGCUCGUCGCCCAGGCCCAUGCGUCUGGCUGCCAUACUGACGCCGAUACCGUACGUGCCGCGAUGCGUGCACAUAUCGAGGAGCUCGUCGGCAGCUCUAGCGAGACGCACCUGACCGACAAUCUGGGCGUGCCCCUUGUCUUUGUGCUGACCAAGGCCGACGCGGCCGAAGCGCUCGUCGCCGAGCAGCGGAUGACCGAGGCCCAAUGGGACUAUCUCCAGCAGGCACUGCGGACGGUGGCCUUGCGUUUCGGUGCGGCCAUCUUCGCCACCACACAGAGCCGCGCGCCGUCGUACAAUGGUGUACGAGCAUUUAUCCGCCACAGGCUGUAUGCGGACGCAGAGCUUCCAGGUGUUUCGAUCCCAGCGUGCGAUUUGGAGCCUGUGACGGCGGACGUAUCGCGCCUAUGUAUCCUACCUGGCUGGGACUCGUGGGCCAAGAUUGAGGCGGUGCACGAGUCUUUUUCGUGUGCGGCGUGGAGCGAGGCAUUUUCGCGUGAUCUGGCGCAUCCGGGACCAGGUGCACAGGCUGAAGGACCGCCCACUGCCUCGCAGAUGGCGCGGGACAGGGUGCCAGCGCCCGAGUACGACACCGAGGACGAGGUGCCGAGCAUCGACGUGCCCCCCUACGAGACGUUCCUCGAGACGCUGCCUAUGCCGUCCGGCGAGGCGAGCGAUGCGCCGCGCUUGUCCAUCGACACCCUCCGCGCGCCCGUGCGCAAUGCCUUGGGGCCAUCGAUGCAUGCAUCGACGCUCGAUAUGCCGGCCGUUGGCCGCGCGAUGGAGGAGCAGGCCAAAGAGCUCCCUGGACCCGCAGACCCAGGGACGCCGGGCCGUGUAUCGAAGCGCACCGAUGAUGUGCGGUCGCCCAGUGUCACGACGCCUAAACAGACCGAGAAGCCGGCGAGUCCUGGAUCGGCUCCGCAUACACCAUCUGCUCGUCUGCAGCAGCGUGCGCGGAGGCGCAAAGAAGAAGGGGGUAUAUAG